AUGGCACACCGCGGAGAGACAUUACACAAGGAUAUUUCCUGCAUCGCAGACCUAAAAGUUCAAGGAAGCAAAAAGCUUCCUCGGAUGGUCAGAGAUUACUACAAUGAAGGCGCUAUGGACCUGAUAACACUUCGCGAGAACGAAGCAUCCUUCGACCGCUACAAAAUCCGCCCCCGGAUCCUAAUCAACGUCGACCAGAUCGACACAUCAACAGAGAUCUUCGGCACAAAAGUCGCCUUCCCCCUAGGUUUCAGUCCCGCGGCAUCCCAGAAACUCGCUCACCCAGACGGAGAAGUAGCAGCCUCGCGCGCAGCCGCAAAAUAUAAUGUAUGCAUGGGGCUGUCGUCGUAUUCAAACUACUCGCUCGAAGACGUGGCCGCGCAGGGCUGCGGGAACCCCUACGCGAUGCAGAUGUGUGUGUUGAAGGACCGCUCGCUCACACUUCAACUGUUGGAGCGUGCCGAGAAGGCGGGAUACAAGGCCCUUUUCCUCUCAGUUGACGUUCCCUUGCUCGGAAAGCGCUUGAACGAGUACCGCAACAAUUACACCCUCCCUGAGGAUAUGUCAUGGCCGAACAUCCUCAGCCAUGGAUUGGAUACGUCUAAUCGAACUGACUAUGAUCCAAGUCUCGACUGGGAAACCACCAUCCCCUGGCUGCGGAAACAUACCAAGCUCCAGAUCUGGUUGAAAGGAGUAUACACACCAGAAGACGUUGAGCUCGCAAUCCAAUACGGCGUUGACGGUGUCAUCAUCUCCAAUCACGGGGGUCGCCAGCUCGAUGGAGUCCCUGCGACCUUGGAUGCGCUGAGGGAAUGUGCACCGGUGGCGCAAGGACGGAUCCCGCUCGCUAUUGAUGGUGGGAUUCGGCGAGGCUCGGAUAUCUUCAAAGCUCUGGCGCUUGGGGCGUCGCAUUGCUUUGUGGGACGGAUCCCUAUCUGGGGGCUUGCGUGGAAUGGGCAAGACGGUGUCGAAUUGGCUAUCAAAAUUUUGUUGCAGGAAUUCCGGAUUACCAUGGCGUUGGCUGGGUGUCGGUCGGUGAAGGAGAUUAGAAAGAGUCAUCUGUCGGUGCUCAAAUCCGAUGGAGUGUUAUCAAAGCUCUAA
Aspergillus bombycis is the source of this 1101-nucleotide messenger RNA. Its product is annotated as alpha-hydroxy acid oxidase. Bases 1 to 1101 code for a protein of 366 amino acids. Gene Ontology annotation, molecular function: oxidoreductase activity; FMN binding. The transcript has 9 exons. NCBI's taxonomy places the organism in Eukaryota, Fungi, Ascomycota, Eurotiomycetes, Eurotiales, Aspergillaceae. The record is from RefSeq and is a predicted model, not a curated record.